ACUGCUGGAGCCUUUGGGAAGUACUAUAUCAAAUACAGGCAUAGGCAUAGGAGGUAGUUCGGCAGGAGCUUCUUCUAUAAUCAGUGGUCCAGCUACAAGUACAACUGGUGUUGCAGCUCCGGUUGUGGUGCCUCCAUUGCUAAAAGGAUUAGGGUCAACAUCCCUGGAAAACACGUCUUCUACAGUGCCAGGAGCACUUGGUGGAACAAGGGAACAGCAGACCCUGAUAGAAUCCGCACGUGGUCAAGCUCCGCCACUGUCUGCGCGAAAAGCACCUGUUAAAGCGACAUUUAGACCUGGGGACUUAGUGGUGAACAACACAACGAGGGAUCCUUCAACGUCUUCGAUUUCUCCG
Molecule: messenger RNA, 355 nt
Organism: Amoebophrya sp. A25
Lineage: Eukaryota; Dinophyceae; Syndiniales; Amoebophryaceae
Source: the annotation of a GenBank genome assembly